Molecule: messenger RNA, 756 nt
Organism: Papaver somniferum (opium poppy)
Lineage: Eukaryota; Viridiplantae; Streptophyta; Magnoliopsida; Ranunculales; Papaveraceae
Exons: 2
Coding region: 1-756 (251 amino acids)
Source: RefSeq, a predicted model, not a curated record
AUGGGAGAUCUUAAUACUAUUGGUGCGAGAAAUGAAAAAGCUGGUGGAAAAGAGCCGUCUGCAAAUCUUGAACCUAAAAUGAUAUUCAAACAAAUACCUUUUAGGUUUGAGGCCAUGUGGUCCAGUGAUACUAGAUAUAAUGAUGUGGUUAAGGAGAAUUGGCAUAUACUUAUUAGUAACAAUAACCAUAACUAUUUCGAGAAUGUUGAAAGAUUACAAAAAGAAACAAAAAAUUGGUAUAAGAGUGUUUUUGGUAAUAUUUAUAAUGGGAUUGAAUCUGCUCUUGCUAAUUUAAAUUUUGCUCACAAUGCUUUUGACAUCUCACCUACUGUUGAAGAUAAGAGCUACAUGGUUAAUUGUCUGUGUGAUUAUUUGAAUUUGCUUAAGUUGGAAGAAAUUUUCUGGAGACAGAAAUAUAGGGUUGAAUCGCUUAAAUAUGGAGAUCUUAAUACAAAAUUCUUUCACACUUCUACUCCGGUUAGAAGGAGAAGGAAUUCCAUUUGUAAGCUGAAAGAUAGUGCUGGUAAGUGGCUUACUUCUGCUGAAGAUAUUGAAAAGGAAAUUGUGAACCAUUUCAGUUUUAUUUUUAAUUCUACUACAACAAGUUUAGAUCGUGCUGAAAUUGAGAGUCUUUUUCCUAGCAUUAUUUUUAAAAAUGAAAAUAAUAAUAUCACCAGGGAAGUUUCAGUCACGGAAACAAAAUCUGCCAUGAGACAACUGGGUUCGCUUAAAGCCCCUGGUCCUGAUGGUUUCUAG